Molecule: messenger RNA, 2271 nt
Organism: Guillardia theta CCMP2712
Lineage: Eukaryota; Cryptophyceae; Pyrenomonadales; Geminigeraceae
Exons: 11
Source: RefSeq, a predicted model, not a curated record
AUGGCGACAAGAAUAUGUCCUGAAGAUGUUGUUUCCCUCGUCGCUGACCCCGCAGCCAUCGGAAUCGUGUGUUGUGUCGGUGAGGAUGAGGAGAAUAGGAAUUCUGCGCCCACAGCCCAUGUGUAUUGGAUGCGAGAAUAUGAUAAUGAUAAGAUGGAGCUGAUAACGGACCUGCGGGUGCUUGAUCGAACGCUACUACAUGGAGAUACGGUGAUACAUGACAGGAAGAAGGGUGUUGUGACUUCAACGAGGAUACAUGUUGACAUCAGAUUCUCGGACGGGAUGCUGAUCAACGACGUGGACACAAGGGACAUGCGACAUCUGCAACCCAUGAGGCAGGGCAACUGGGUUGUAUCCGAGGGCUGGCUCGGCCGAGUGUUGAACUGCAAGGAGGACAUUGUUGUGAGGUUCGACGACGGCGCCAGCUGCCUGGUUUCCUCCAACUCGAGCAGCGAUCUUGUGCCCGUACAAAAGAUGUACGAGAGGAGCCCUUUCUUUCCUUCCAUGAUGGUGAAAGCGAACAAUCCCGACACGUUCAAGAACAGCCAGUGGAUCUUUGGGAGCUACGAGAGGCAGACAAAGGGGGUGAUAGUGUCGAUCAAACCGUCGGAGGUGCUGGUGGUGUGGAUCACGGCCCUCCAGGGCGCCUCCUCCCUUCCUCCAAGGGUGAACUGUGCACCAGACCAGCUUCAAGUCCUCAAUCACUUUGGGAACACGUGGUGGAGGCUCGGAGAUCGAGGGUCCUACCCCCGUGACGAGGGGGUCCCCUUCGACGACAUAUCCAACUGCUGCGAAGUGAUCGCGACGAGGACUGAGGUUGACAUCAAGUACAUGGAUGGUACCAGCGCGUCUUCAGUGUCUGCGGUCGACACACAUAUGUUCAACCCGGGGCCUCACGAGUUCUAUCCCGGAGACCUCCUGUGCGAGAAGGACAACUCGGCUCCUGUCAGUCGGUCCAACUUGUAUGUCGUGAUCUCCGCUGAUGAAAGGUCGAGGAUGGCCCUCGUUCGCAAGGUCUUGGAUGAGGGGCAAGUAGCCGAGCCAACAGAUGCGAACAAGAACGACUAUGAAGUGAUGAGCGCAUUCGACCUUCAGGCUCAUCAAGAUUUCAGCUUCCGUAUGGGAGAUGUAGUGGUAAGGCUGGAGACAGGAGCAUGCACAGACGGGGGCAAACCUUCGGGCAACGAGGAGGAAAGCACAAGCAAGGGAAUGAAGGAGGAGGAUGAAAACUCUGCUUCAGAAAAGCCGGCAGGAAACGUGGCGGCCCAUGAGAAUGGAAGUUUGGAGGGGGGAGACGUACAAGGAAUCCCAACAGCAACUCGUUUAGAUACUGAGGAAAGGACUUGUGCGUGGGAAUCAGCAGCGGGAGGGUCGUGUGAUCACCAGGCUGGAGACGCGGAGCAGAACAGCGGGGAGAAAGAGGAAAGAGCAUGGAAUGGUUCUGUUGGCGAAGUGGUGGACAUCGAGCCGAACGGGAAGAUUCUGGUCGCUUGGCUGGGAGGAGAAAUCUCAGUCGUGCACCCCGAGAAGAUCUACAGAGUUGCGAUCGAAGAAGAGAUGGAGGAGGCGAUGUUCUUCCUUCAGGAUCAGAACGCGAACAAGCCGUCAAACAAUGAAGAGCAAUCGACGAAUGUUGUGGUCAGCACAGGCCGAGUUGAACAAGAGCCAGAAAAGUCAGUCGCUCGCGUCGUCUUUCCGACAGUCACAACUUUCGGAACAGCGAUCAUGUCAUUACCUGUAGUUGGAAGUCUCCUCAAGUCAACGCUCUCUACAGCAAGGAUGAUCUUCUCGCAGCUUUUUCGCUUUUUCUUCGUUCCUUUCGGAAACUUUCUACCCCAGAUAACCACAGGUUUCUUCGCUUCCAACUCUCUCCUCACGGACAUCAGACCCAAGGGCGAAGGGGCCAGGGAUGUAACAGCUGUCGUGAACAUAACCAAUGGCGCCUACGACCCGAUUGUAAAUAAUGGCGACGCUGAAGCAGCUGCGGCAGUGGGCAAGUUUGAGGGGAUAAACCACAACUCCGAAUUCAUGAGCGCGACGAGUGAGUUGUCAAAGUUCGAUGAUGUUGGGGCAAGAAAAGAACAAGGUUGCACCGAGGUGACGAAAAUCGAGGAGGAGGUGAACGGGCUGGGGACUGAGGCAGCGGUGCAGUUGCUGCUGGACGCAAGCAUGUCAUUGCAGGAGGAGAAGAAACAAGAAGCUGGAGAGGCGGAAGCAAAAUGUUGCGAAGAGAUUCAAUUCGAGAAAGUCCACAUUGUUGAGAGUGAGAAG